AAAGAAUUGACUGGAGCUGGAUUGAGUUCAGAAGAGGGCAGGGGAUGAAUUCUCCUGGUUCUAUCCUACAUAUCAUCCUCAUUCUUCAUGCACUCGACCUUCAAGCCAUUCAAGGAUAUGGAGGUAUUAGAAGACGAGCCUGGGGAAAGGUUCACAUGCUACGCUCUGGAAAACGGGGGGAUGUUCCACCCAUUUCCAGACCCUUGAUUGGAUCUGAAUCUCUAGAACAGGGAAUUAUAAACAAGCAGACUCCCCAUCAUCCAGGUCUUCUCCAACUUCUUUAUCUCCUGAGGUUUCUAGAAGGAGCAGAGACACGUAAAAAAGAUGACACAGUGCUAUCUUCCAAUAUAUCUUUCUCCCCAAACGAAAACAUGAUCGCCUCUAAACCGAUCAGAUCACCAAAUACAAGAGGACUUUGGGGAAACAUGCAUAUGCUGAGAUCUGGUAGGUCUAAUCCUUCAAGUAUACAGAGCAUACAGGAGAAGAGGGAGAAAUCAACAGGACCCUGGGGAAACUAUCACAUGUUGAGAUCUGGAAGAUCGGCAGAAUUCCAAGAUGGCGGACACAUGAAAUCAGGACUCUGGGGUAACUACCACAUGCUGCGAUCAGGUAGAUCUCCACCAUCUCUUCAAGUUGAAGAUCCAGACAAGAAAACAGGACUUUGGGGUAACUAUCAUAUGCUCAGAUCUGGACGGUCAACGACUGAGGAUGAAAAAACAGGACUUUGGGGAAACUAUCACAUGCUGCGAUCUGGGAGGUCAAUGACGCCAGAAGACCAAGAGGAGAACAAAAUUGGCACUUGGGGAAACUACCAUAUGCUGAGAUCUGGAAGAUCAAUGUCAAAAAAGGAUCAAGAUAGAAAAAUGGGUCUCUGGGGUAACAUGCAUAUGCUGAGAUCUGGCCGCUCAGGCCAAGAAGUUGACCAGCCAGCUGAAGAUUUGUCAGGUCUAAAUCAAAAUCUUCCGACCCAUCAAGUUCAGAAACGCGGUGGACUCUGGGACUAUGGCCGACCUCGGUGGGGCGGAGGUCACAUGCUCAGAUCUGGCCGGUCAGACCACAGUAUGUUAGAGGUUGAACGAAUGGCAAACAAUCAAAAUAAUAAUGACAGAAAUAUUGAGUAAUUACAUAUUUGUGAUAUACUGUUGAAUCUAAUUCUUUGUCAAUACUGAUAUACAUAGACUUAUUUUAAGAUUAUAUGUUUAUAUCAGUAUUCACAAAGAAUUAUAUUUAUAUAUAAUUUAAUAAUAUAUAUAUAUAUUCAUAUAUAUAUUUGUCCUUUAUGAACUAGCUGAGAAGAUUGACAAGUUCUAGAUUGAGAAGCCCAAACUGAUGUAACCAAGUCUCAAGUAUCCUACAUAUCGUCCAUGUAAAACAUGUUAUUUAUUGAUUGUCACAAACCCAAUUUUUACUGCCUUAAUACAAAUAUAUUAUUUUUAGUUCAAAA
Molecule: messenger RNA, 1444 nt
Organism: Eurytemora carolleeae
Lineage: Eukaryota; Metazoa; Arthropoda; Copepoda; Calanoida; Temoridae
Exons: 12
Coding region: 45-1121 (358 amino acids)
Source: RefSeq, a predicted model, not a curated record